AUGGUCUCUUCAGCUACCGUAACCCAACUCUACAGAACCGCGGAUCCGGAAGCGAAUAUGCCAAGUGAAACAAAUGACGUUGACCUGACGACAAAUGGAAUCGACGCUUCGAAGAAAAAGAUGCGACGUCGGCGCUCAAUGAAGCGCCCAAAGCCGUGUGAUGAGGAAGAGGACGAUGUGCCAGAAUUGAGACGAUCUACACGCCUAAGCGCCCAAGGAGCUAUGGCUCCAUAUAAUUCGAAUCAUUUUCUCAUCGAAGAUCUCUACGAGAGGACCGUUACUGAUCAGAAUGGACAUGGAUCAGAAACAUCGCAGUCCUCAGAGAAGGGCGCAAAUGGGCUGGAUGGUUCAAAUUGUUCAACUGCUGGGCAAGAUGACAUUGAUUGUGACGAAGAGGAUUUUGAACAGGCUCUUCAAGAUAUGGAUGCAGAGAAGGCCACCGGGAUGAAUCGAGACGAGCUUACUCGAGAACUCGUCAACGCUUCGAAGGAUAACCGUAAAAUCGUUGACGAGUUGGAACGCGUGAAAGACGAAAACGGCCGAUUGAAGAACAUCUUGAAAAAAUAUGGGCUCCCCGAAGAUGGACAAGAUAAAGCUAGC
Mesorhabditis spiculigera is the source of this 600-nucleotide messenger RNA. The record is from the annotation of a GenBank genome assembly. NCBI's taxonomy places the organism in Eukaryota, Metazoa, Nematoda, Chromadorea, Rhabditida, Rhabditidae.